Molecule: messenger RNA, 492 nt
Organism: Angiostrongylus costaricensis
Lineage: Eukaryota; Metazoa; Nematoda; Chromadorea; Rhabditida; Metastrongylidae
Source: the annotation of a GenBank genome assembly
UAUCAAGGUAAGGUGCUUUAUCCUUCACCCUUACUUUUAUAUGAGUAUGAUAUCAACGAAGCACCUUGUGAUAUUAAAGAUAUAAAUUGUAGGCGUUUCAGAGGAAAAGUGGUAGUGGUCGUCAACGUCGCUUCGCAGUGUGGGUUAGCAAAUUCAAAUUACACACAGAUAAAGGAAUUGCUCGAUAAAUACAAAUCUCAAGGCUUAGAAGUGGCGGCGUUCCCUUGUAACCAAUUCGGAGGGCAGGAACCAGCCUGUGAACUCGACAUAAAGAAUUUUGUGGAAAACAAGUUCAGCUUCGAGCCAGACCUCUAUGCAAAGGUUGAUGUGAACGGGGAUAAUGCAGAUCCACUAUACAAAUUUUUGAAGAAACAGAAGAGUGGCAUCCUGACUGAUGCAAUUAAAUGGAAUUUCACGAAAUUUUUGGUUGAUAGAAACGGCAAAGUUUGCAAGAGGUUUGUAACUGGCAGAAUUAUUUUUCUGAAAAGUUAA